Dioszegia hungarica is the source of this 1149-nucleotide messenger RNA. RefSeq lists its product as uncharacterized. The transcript is spliced from 2 exons. Lineage: Eukaryota; Fungi; Basidiomycota; Tremellomycetes; Tremellales; Bulleribasidiaceae. The record is from RefSeq and is a predicted model, not a curated record. Bases 1 to 1149 code for a protein of 382 amino acids.
AUGUCAGUUAGUCAGACACUAGCUCCUCUGGCGGAUAUGACGGUGGAGACUGCAGAGAGCAGAGGGGGCGGUGCAGGUUAUGCUGCCGUCGGAUCGAAUAUCUCGUCAGCCAUCGGUCAGGGAGCUCAGAUCUUGGGACAAGGUCAGUCAAUCACCGCUGGGCCGGUGACGAGGCGCAACGCUGAUCUCUCUCAGUCUGCCAGGCAGACGAGCUCGCGCACCCAAUUCCUCCACAUCACCACCUCCGACGAUCAGCACAUCACCGUCUCCCACUCCCUCUUGGCCAAAUACUCCACCUUCAUCGCCAAUCUACCCUCCUUCCUCCUCCCCGCCCCGCACGACGGCCACUCCCACGUCACAGACCUGCCCCUCCCGUCAGCCACAUACGGCGGUCUCCGGCUCGUCAUCGAAGCCCUCAUAUACCACGACACCCCUCCUAAGGGCCCUUUACGUCCGUUCCCAUCUACCGUCCGUCCCUUCGGCUUCGACGAUCUCCAAAACGUCAUUGACGCCCUUGUCAUUGCCGAUGCGUACGACAUGCCGUCCUUCCCCCAACUCCUUGUCAGCUAUACCGAUAUGCUCUCCGGGAAACGAGCCAUCUUAGCCUGGUCAGUCUGGGCGCCCUCGCAAUACGGACCCAAGAUCGAGUUCAAACUCAAGCGCACGCUACAGCUGGAGCUGGAGACUCUUCCGGAUGACGCAAGGGCGUUGCUGGCAGCGUACGCUCCGGAGAAAUUAGCGAGGUUACAGGUGGCGCAAAACGCUUGGGUGGAGGCGGUAGCAGAGGUCAAGGACGAGAUGGUCAGCGUGGCGAAGCCAUACAACGGCUUCAACGACUACGCACGGGCGUGUCGCGGAACCUGCAGCGGUGAGGGAGUCGGUCGUGCGGGCUGUGCGGCCCAUCAUCGUAAUCCCGACUGGGUCGCCCUCCGCGAGGAAGCGGCUCUCGGCGUCUUACGACAGAUUACGACUCCCGGCGCCAACCCGGACGUUGGGAACGUCCAUGCCAGCAUUCAACACAUCGUUCUCUGCCGCAAGUGCGCCACUCGGCUAUACCGCACUUUCUGCCCCAUGCUCAUCGUUUUCGCCAUGUCGGACUUUACGGGAUCGGGGCGAUGGAUGCCGGCUUUUGCCCGACGAGCAAGAUGA